Molecule: messenger RNA, 1769 nt
Organism: Capsella rubella
Lineage: Eukaryota; Viridiplantae; Streptophyta; Magnoliopsida; Brassicales; Brassicaceae
Product: probable apyrase 4
Exons: 8
Coding region: 219-1700 (493 amino acids)
Biological process (GO): nucleoside diphosphate catabolic process
Cellular component (GO): membrane
Molecular function (GO): nucleoside diphosphate phosphatase activity
Source: RefSeq, a predicted model, not a curated record
UGUGCAAUUUCGUAAAAAGGCGCUCCACUUCUUCUCCACUACGAAAACGGAGACUGAUCAGAGAGCUUCAUCGACGGCACGGCGGUCUCCGAUACCACUCCUCGAUAUCCGAUUAUACAGCUAGGUUCACGAUUAUUGGAUUCUACGUUUCGUUUGCGUCACGUUUGAGAUCUCAUGAUCCCUUACCCGUUUUGUUCGUUAGUGCUCCUUAAACCUUGAUGCAACGGUCUAAUGCUCGUUCCAGGUUGAAAUUCGAAUCAGAUAUGACAGAUCCUCCCAGUGUUGAGACUUCACCUGGCCACCACCACCGAUCAUCGCCGUCGACACUCGCUAAACCCAAGUCAAAACGAACCAAAUCGAUUAUUAUGUUAAUCGUUGCUUCCGUCGUUAUCGCGUUGGUGUUGAUGUUUGUUUGCUAUUCAAUUGUACGCUCUCGAAGGAAUCGAAGAGCUUCGCUGCGUUACAGCGUCGUUAUCGACGGCGGGAGUUCUGGGACCCGAGUUCAUGUGUUCGGGUACCGGGUUGAAUCCGGGAAACCGGUGUUUGAUUUCGGAGAGGAGAACUACGCCAGUUUGAAGUUGAGUCCCGGUUUGUCUGCGUACGGUGAUAAUCCGGAGGGAGUGAGUGAGUCAGUGGCGGAGCUUGUGGAAUUUGCUAAAGGGAGAGUUCCGAAGAGAGUGUUGAAGGAGAGUGACAUUAGGUUAAUGGCUACUGCUGGAAUGAGGUUGCUUGAAUCGUCUGUUCAGGAACAGAUUCUUCGAGUUACUAGAAGAGUUCUUAGUUCUUCUGGGUUUAUUUUUAAAGAGGAAUGGGCUUCUGUUAUCUCUGGAUCUGAUGAAGGUGUAUAUGCUUGGGUUGUUGCAAAUCAUGCGCUUGGUUCCCUUGGAGGAGAGCCUUUAAAAACAACGGGAAUUGUUGAACUCGGUGGGGCUUCUGUCCAGGUAACAUUUGUGUCAAGUGAGAUUGUGCCUCUGGAGUUUUCGCGUAAGUUAGCCUAUCAAAAUGUCUCAUACAAUCUAUACAGUCACAGCUUCCUCCACUUUGGGCAGGAUUCAGCACAAGAAAAGUUAUUGGAAUCACUACACAAGUCAUCUGCGAACUCUACAGGGCAAGGAAUAGUUACUGACCCUUGUGUUCCUAGAGGAUACAUCUUUGGCAAAAUUUCACAGAAAGAUUCACUUCAAGCUGCUGGUAAUUUCUCAAAAUGUCGAUCCGCUACACUGGCAAUGUUGCAGCAAGGAAAAGAGAAAUGUCCUUAUAAGCAUUGUUCUAUUGGAUCAAUAUUCACACCUAAACUCCAAGGACGUUUUUUGGCUACAGAGAAUUUUUUCCACACCUCGAAGUUCUUUGGGUUGGGAGAAAAGAACUGGCUGUCUGAAAUGAUAUCAGCCGGUAAGAGAUUCUGUGGAGAAGAAUGGUCGAAACUGAAAAUGAAAUAUCCAACUUUUAAGGACGAGAAUUUGCUUCGGUAUUGUUUCUCAUCAGCAUAUAUUGUCUCAAUGCUUCACGAUAGUCUUGGUGUUGCUCUCCAUGAUGAAAGAAUUGGGUUUGCUGGGAAAGCUGGACAGGACAUACCACUAGAUUGGGCAUUGGGUGCUUUUAUCCUAAAUACUGCUACAUCCACUUUUGAUUACAAUGGUAAAUCUAGAAAAAUUCUUGACUCGAGUAAAUUAGCCAAAUACAGAAACGAUAUCAGUUAAUAUUGUAGUUUCUAUAUUGAAAGAAAAAAAAAACAUUGUUUCACAAAAACAAGUAAAUUAUUAUCAUCA